AUGUCGACCGAAGGAUUCCCCAUCGACGGACUGAAGGGUAGCCCCCUCAGUGCCAAGACACUCGCAGACAUGAGAUCCCGCUGUCGCCGCAUGCCUGAGAACGAGCUUCUGUGUCGCCAGGUGUUGGAACGUCUCCAACUCCUACACGACUUUGUGACAUCUUUGGGCUUCAAGGACCCAUCCAAAGUAAAGUAUAUGGACAUCGUCGUGCGGUUCGUCAAGCUCAUGCGCCGCAAGCCGCUGCUGCUGCGUCUGGCGAGCAGCGAGACGCUGGCUAUCACCAUCCGUGAGCUGCACCUCAAGCUCAGCGACGUAGGUCAAGCCCUAGGCGUGGCGGACAAGCCUGAAAGGACGAAGUGGGAGACCCAGUGGGACAGCGACCGUGACGAACAAUACGGCAAACUCAGUCAGUUGGUGUCCGGCGCCUCGGAACGGAUGCUCGUGAACGAGUUCCGGGGCGACAAGAAGGUGAAAGAGGUGCUUAUGAGUCUUAACAGUGGCAUGAAGUGGAAGGGCCAAUCGACCGAGAUGUUUGAGCUUAAGCAAACUACUUUCAGUCGUGUGUCGACGUACUUAAACCAAAAGGGGCUGCGAAUGUUCGAUUGGUUUAUCCCGAUCGACGAUGUCGAGUACGAAGACGAAGCGAUAGGAGACCGAGGAACAUUCGGAGACGCGAGUAGAGGCACGUGGGUGCAUGAUGGAAAACGAACGGAAGUGGUGGUUAAAAGACUGCUCCCUGAGACGUCCGGUGACUCGGACAACGCAUUCCUCCGUCAGCUAGAGCUGUGGGGAAAUCUUCCGGAUAACGAGCAUAUUUUGAAACUCUACGGCGGGUCACAUGUUAGUAACCCGCAGUUUUAUGUGUGCGAGAACGCACACUAUGGCAACCUCGCAGACUUUCUGAAGGACAAAGAGCACAGUUUCCUGUUUUGGCGGCUUUUUAAGCAAGUCACUCUUGGUCUCAAGUUUCUACACGACAGGAAAACCGUUCAUGGAGGACUAAGGUGCAGCAAUAUCCUGGUCGGAGCGAACUUCACUGCAAAACUCGCUGACUUUGGCUUCAGUACGGUUCGCACUCUGUCGGCGGGUUUGAGUGGGAAUGCGGACAAGGCGAAUGCCAAGUCGGUACGCUGGAAACCGAAGGAAGUGCUGGAGGAGACCGGUAUGGAUGAGCCACGCUUUAAGUCCGAUAUCUACUCACUCGCCAUGUGCAUGAUCGAAGCAAAGAACCAAGAAGCUCCAUUUGGGUUGAUGGACGACUCGGAGGUGAUGUGA
Phytophthora infestans T30-4 is the source of this 1275-nucleotide messenger RNA. RefSeq names its product protein kinase. The coding region runs from base 1 to 1275 and encodes 424 amino acids. Gene Ontology annotation, molecular function: protein tyrosine kinase activity; ATP binding. Lineage: Eukaryota; Oomycota; Peronosporomycetes; Peronosporales; Peronosporaceae. The transcript has a single exon. Gene Ontology annotation, biological process: protein phosphorylation. The record is from RefSeq and is a predicted model, not a curated record.